AUGGCUUCACCCCUUGUGAAGCCUAAGAUAAUCAAAAAAGUUCAUCUGGCAACAUUCAGACGAUAUGUUGAAAUUAAGUGUACCUGGAAAAAAACCAGAGAUAUUGACAAGGUGCACAAGCGAUUCAAGGACCAGAUCUUGAUGCUCACCACUGGUCACCGGGAGCAACAAGAAAACAAAGCACCGUGCUGCCCAGUGGCUUCCAGAACCUCCAAGGAGCUGGAGGUGUUGCAGAUGUGGAAUAAAUUAUACUGUGCUGGAAUCAUUCACAACAUUUCCUCCAAGAACCGCAAAACAUUGUGGAAAGAGCAGCCCAGCUGGCCUCAGAAUCACCAUUCCCAACACCAGGCUGCACAGAGAAGAAAAUGA
This is a messenger RNA of Tupaia belangeri chinensis (Chinese tree shrew), 369 nucleotides long. Its product is annotated as 60S ribosomal protein L32. Gene Ontology annotation, molecular function: structural constituent of ribosome. Gene Ontology annotation, biological process: translation. NCBI's taxonomy places the organism in Eukaryota, Metazoa, Chordata, Mammalia, Scandentia, Tupaiidae. The record is from RefSeq and is a predicted model, not a curated record. The coding region runs from base 1 to 369 and encodes 122 amino acids. The transcript has a single exon. Gene Ontology annotation, cellular component: ribosome; cytosolic large ribosomal subunit.